GGCGGCAGUCAGAUCACUAUGGGACGCUGAGGCAGAGGGAUGACGACAUGCCACACAUAUCUCGAUAAAUGCUAAAGGAAGCUGAGAUUUCUGAGUCAGUUCCUGAGGAGUAGCUGCUGAAAAGCAGGAGUUAAACCAUGAAGCUCGCUCUUCUUCUAGGGCUUUUGCUUGUAUCUGGGGAAUUUCCAUUGGUGUGGAGCUCUUGUCCUUCUCAGUGUAGCUGCUUCUAUCACAGCCUGAGUGAUGGAUCCAGAGCCAGGAGUGUGAUUUGUAAUGACCCUGAGAUUUCUCUGGUGCCUGCCAGCUUCCCCGCUGACACAUCCAAACUUAGAAUAGAAAAAACAGCCAUCAAGCGGAUCCCUAGUGAAGCUUUUAACUACCUCUCCAACCUGGAAUUUCUGUGGAUGUCCUUCAACGUGCUGUCCUCCCUCAACACAGACAGUUUUCGUGGUCUGUACAGUCUGGAGGAGCUGAGGCUCGAUGGCAAUUCCCUCACUUCAUUUCCAUGGGAAUCGUUAAUGGACAUGCCAAGCCUAAGACUCCUCGAUCUACACAACAACCAGCUCUCCUCUGUCCCGCCCGAGGCCACACUGUACAUCAAGAACUUAACAUACCUGGACCUGUCCAGCAACAGCCUGCUGACAGUGCCAUCUGAAGUCCUUUCUACUUGGCUGACAAUCAAACCUGUGCAGGGAGCAGAGAGUUCUAAAAUGAUUCUUGGGCUCCAUGACAAUCCUUGGCUGUGUGACUGCCGGCUGUAUGACCUGGUGCAGUUCCAGAAGUCUCCCUCACUCUCUGUGGCCUUCAUUGACACUAGGCUGAGGUGUGCUGAUCCUGAGAGUCUGUCAGGGGUUCUGUUUAGUGAUGCAGAGCUGAGAAGAUGCCAGAGCCCCAGGGUUCAUACUGCUGUAGCCAGGGUCAGGAGUGCAGUGGGCAACAAUGUGCUGCUGCGUUGUGGCACUAUUGGGGUCCCCAUCCCUGACCUAGCCUGGAGAAGGGCAGAUGGGAAGCCACUGAAUGGGACAGUUCAGCAAGAGAACUCUAAAGAGGGAAUUGUUUGGUCUAUCCUAAGUGUGCCUGCAGUCUCCUUCCGCGACUCUGGGAAAUACAUCUGCAAGGCAACAAACUACGCUGGAAGUGCAGAGGCAGUUAUUUCUCUGAUCAUAAGUGACUCUCCAAAGGUAGAAAAUCAAACUGGAAAUUUGAAGAAAGUUAAAGGAAAAAAGCCAAACCCUGUUGUGAAGGCAGCCUACCAAGAAAAACUUAUCGCCAGGUAUGUUUCUCCAAGACCCUCUCCUGCAACUGCACUUGUAGCCCCUGUGGUUUACACUGGCCCUUAUCCAGGCAUGGAAAGUGACAGUGUUCCAGACAGUGGGACAAAUGCUCAGCCAACCGGGCCUGAUGGACUCCUUGAGACCAAUCUGAGCAACCUCGCAGCCAACACAUCCUCUCUGCAACAAGACCCUGACAGAGUGGUCCGCUCAGUCAAGGUGAUUGGAGAUACAGACUAUACAGUGUGUCUAAACUGGAGAGCACCAAAGGCAAAGAACACCACUGCCUUCAGUGUGCUCUAUGCUGUGUUUGGAGAGAGGGACAUGCGCCGAAUUAAUGUCAGUCCAGGCAACAACCGGAUCAUCAUCGAGGGCUUGGUUCCAAAAACAAAAUACAUUGCCUGUGUGUGCGUAAAAGGCCUGAUCCCCAAAAAGGAGCAGUGUGUAAUCUUCUCAACAGAUGCAGCAGCGAGCGCUAAUGGGACCCAAAAGCUCAUUAAUGUAGUUGUAAUCACGGUUGCCUGUGUGAUAGCAGUGCCUCUGACUGUGAUCGUCUGCUGUGGGGCGCUUAAGAGGAAAAUCCAGAAAUUUCUGGGCAAAAAGUCCAAAGAUAUUCAGGACUCAUAUGUGACGUUUGAGACUCUGUCCCCCAGCACUAAGGCUAAAGGCCUGGAGGGAGAAUACCUGAACAGAAUGAACCCAGAGGAGUCCAACAGACUGCUGUCAGCCAGAUCCAGUCUGGACUCCGAGUCCACCGCUAAGAUUGAGGGACAGCCAAAUGAAUAUUUUUGCUGACAAUUUCCCUCAGCCACUGCUCCACCACACAGCCUAAGUAUCCAGACUCAGCCCCAGUAUCUGAGUGCUCACAAUCUGUACCAGCAAUACCUGGCUGAGCAUUCUUAAAAGAAAUCUGUGGAUACUUCACACUAGUAACUAAGGACACUAAAGGAAGAGUCUUUCAUCUUUUUAUCUCUCGUGCUCUUUGUUACUAUACUGAUGGACUUGGUUAAAAGACUAAGCCAUCUGGCUGGUGGUGGGGUUGUGGCUGAGCAGUCCAGAACCUCCACACACAUGAACUACUCAUCAUUCAGAUAUUGAUCCAUGGUUAAAGGGAAACAAGUAAUUGACUGACUGCACGUAAUGUAUAUAUCCAUGUAUUUUCUGUGUAUAUUACAACUGUAUUCAUCUUUGCAUAUGAAUGAAUACAUAUGCAUAUGCAUAUGAUGUAACUUACAUUUUGUAAAUAUAUUAGAAACUCAUCUAAAAAUAGAUUUCUAAACUAAAUAAUUUGCACUAACUUAAACAAAUGUUUAUUUGUGUUUUUAUGAUUAUUAUAAAAUGUUGCUGGAUUAUGAAACUCUAUGAGAUUUUUUGAUUAUGGCAACAUUUCUGUAUUGAGAUUUUUAGAAUGUGUGUAACUUGUGCCACUGAUUUAUCCUGACAGUUGUAACUUUGUUUUAUACCCCAAACCUCAGUGUGUUUCAUAAAAUAGAAAUAAAGAAUUUUUAUAUUAA
Molecule: messenger RNA, 2785 nt
Organism: Pygocentrus nattereri (red-bellied piranha)
Lineage: Eukaryota; Metazoa; Chordata; Actinopteri; Characiformes; Serrasalmidae
Gene: lrit1a
Product: leucine-rich repeat, immunoglobulin-like and transmembrane domains 1a
Exons: 4
Coding region: 138-2066 (642 amino acids)
Cellular component (GO): endoplasmic reticulum membrane
Molecular function (GO): protein binding
Source: RefSeq, a predicted model, not a curated record